CCCCGCUUAGCUCAUACUCGGCAGGACGGCAGAGAGAGAGAGCAGGUUAUUGACCCAGAUCUCCGGCUACUGAUAUGGACAUGGAAGCCCAGGCACAGCUGCUAGCGCACCAGGAGGCCGUACACUGCGAGGCCCAGCGAAUCGCCUCCCUGUCCGCCUGGAAGAUGCUGCGCUCCCGGACCCAGCGUGGGGGUAUGCGGCUGCACCGCUCCCUGCAGCUGGCCAUGGUGAUGCGGAGCGCCCGGGACCUUAUCCUCUCCUACGCCCAGGCCCCCGAGCCCGCUCCGGCGGAGCCCCCCGCAGCAGCAGCAGUAGUGGCGGUGGUCCGGGAGAGCCGCAAGAGGAGAUCGUGCGGGAGCCGCCUGCUCGAGCUGGUGCCCAGCAAGCGGGCCUGCCUCUGGCAAGAGACCCCCGAGCCGCAGCCGCAAGGUGGGGCCUUCCCGGGCCUGGCGGAGGUGCUGCAGCGGCUCCUGGGGGCUGCCCCGCCACCACUCCCGGGGAGCUGCCGGCCGCUGGGGAGCGAGAGCCUGCCCGGAGUCCACGCCAGGCCGGUGGAGGCCUUCUGAGGGUCACCGGAGGGGGAACUUUCUACCGACCGAGCAGCGGCGGGUCCCAGGUGCCGCCGAGCGACUCGCAAAGGACUGUGCGCAGACCGAGAGGGCGAGAUCCCCCUUCCCCACAGCGGGAGAGAGAGAGGGGCUCAGCCCCGGCGCCGCAGGGAGGAGGAUGCGGGUGACUCAGCCCCGGACAGGUUCUGGUUGAGUCAGAGAUGACGGAGCGGACAUUCCUGUUACUCACUCAUUGCAGCAGCGUGAUGUGUCCCCACACACCGAAGGAGGGGGGUGCCUGUGCCACUACAGCCCCCCUAAUUGCUGGACUCUUCACCAGAGGAGGGGGGCCUGUGCCACUACAGCCCCCCAUCUUAUUGCUGGAACUGACCCUCUGCAAUGUAUGCCCCCUUCCGUGAAGGGACCCUAUGGAGUGCUCAGCGUUGCUGAACUUUCGUGCGAGCAAGCCUUGCAUCAAGGGAUGAUGUGUAUCUGUGUCAUGUGUAUCUGUGUUGUGCUGCUGGCCGUUCUCGUGCCUUCCAUUUCUACUGUACACUUAUUUUGUAUUUUCAGUAUUAAAGGAACUUGCAUCCUUA
Pseudophryne corroboree (corroboree frog) is the source of this 1144-nucleotide messenger RNA. RefSeq names its product immediate early response 2 (gene IER2). The coding region runs from base 75 to 566 and encodes 163 amino acids. Lineage: Eukaryota; Metazoa; Chordata; Amphibia; Anura; Myobatrachidae. The transcript has a single exon. The record is from RefSeq and is a predicted model, not a curated record.